UGAAUUAACUGUUGAUGAUAUCAGAUUACUUGUCGAACUAUUCUAUUUACCAUAUGAACACGGUGCAAAUGCACAACAGAUGUUUUGUGACUUCUAUUGGUUGAGAUACAAUUAUUCCAGACAUGGAAAAUUAGAUGAAUGGCGUUGUCGUGCAUCGUCAUUUCAUGAUCGUGUCAAAAGUAUCAAUCGUCUUGUUCAACGUUUAACAACAAUUCAUAAUCGAUGUUUACUUUAUGAUAUUUACAGUUAUAUAACCGAUAUUAGUUCAACAAUUUCUCUUUGUUCUCGAUAUCUUUAUUGGCUUGAUAAUGAAGAGAAACGUUCGAAAGUGUUUUUGUCAGGUGAUGUUGAACCAGGAUCAAAACGAGGUGGUCUUGUAGGAGAAUAUUUGAAUAUUUUACCAAGAGGUGAUUUUCAAUCGAUUCUUCAUCCCGAUGUGGAUUGUUCGUCAGAUAUAUUUUGUAUUCGACCGAUGAUAACAAAUGAUCAAAGUUGUAUGUAUGAAUUAUGUCGAAGGAUUUGCAAUGAAGAUGAAAUCGAUGAUCAACUGAAAGGAAAUUCGAAUGUUAUUGGUGAUAAAAUGAUUGGUGGUUAUUUGUUCAGUCUGUCAAAUCAUUUUCGUUUGUGUUAUUGUGUUGAAAACAGCAAAGAUGACUUCUGUGCAUUUGUAUUGACGAUGAUUGAAAGUGAAAAAUAUGAUAAAUUCAUUGAAUCAACAUGGAUUAGCCAACUUCAUCAGAAAUAUUCAACAAUCGAUCAAAAUAUCUUUGAAUCAACUGAAUAUCCUCAAUGGAUUUAUGAUCAAUAUCCUGUUCGAAUACAACUCUUUGUUGAUUUCACAAUUCUCACUCAUCAGACAUAUUUUCUUGGAAAUAAAUUAAUGAAAAUCAUCAGUGAUCAAUUGAUUCAACAAGGCUAUCGUUCUUGUCAUGCUUUAGUUGACGAACGAAAUUGUUUGUUAUAUCAAUAUUAUCUCCGACUAGGUUUUCUUCCUAUUUCAACGAUCGAACAAGAUCAUCAUGUGAUUCUCGUAGCAAAACAAUUUUAA
Molecule: messenger RNA, 1048 nt
Organism: Adineta ricciae
Lineage: Eukaryota; Metazoa; Rotifera; Eurotatoria; Adinetida; Adinetidae
Source: the annotation of a GenBank genome assembly